AUGGAAGGCAAGCGUGACGCAGAGGCAUCUGCGGGAGAGCACGGCAAUCACGACGACGUGAACUCCGACCACAGCACUGCGCACCGUGGUCAAGAUUCCAUCGCCAAUUCACCCAAGAGAGCACGAACCAAUCUUAGCGGUCACACGGCAGUGCGAGAUAAGGUUGCUAGUGUGGAGGAACCUGGCACUGUAACGGGAGAGGCUGUCCAUCCUUCAGCUGAAGGGUCGGCUGACGGAGCAGACGAGGUCGAGCAGUCGGAAGAUCAUUCCACCUCAGAAGAGCCGCAGCAAAAUGCGUGCGAAGAUGUUGAAAAUGCCGCAGAUGUUGCCGAUGCAUCGCAGUCAUCGGAUGAUGGAAACUCUGCAGAUGACGUAUCGGAUUCCCAAGGUGUAAAGGCGGUGAAUACCUAUGUCGGCCGGAUCAGGGAGAAGAUCGAGGCCGGAGAACUCGACCAGUCGAUCGUGGACAGCCUACAAUUGCAGCGCCUGGUGGAUGGGUGCGCAGUGCCUCUGGGUCAGGAGGAUGUAGAGGUGGUGGUGGCGGCGCCAGACGAAGAGCAGCGCUCCCACCUUGAGGUGUUGAUGUCGCGUCCUGCGCGCCAGCAGAUAAAGGCGUUCGAAGGCAACGCGUACAUUCAGGGCAGCGAGGAGUACAACAUCUGGUACAACAAGUGGUCUGGCGAGCGCACCAACACCGUCAACGGCCGGGCGACGCUAAUGCCGGCCAUGUACAAGUGCGACCCUGAACGUGACACGGGAUACACGCGUGGCAACUCGAAGAACACGCUCGAUGACUGUGGUACGAAGUACUGCUGUCUUUUCUUCGCCAAGGGCUGCUGCACACUAGGUUCGAAGUGCAAUUACCUGCACCGCGUGCCGACAGUUGAGGACGAGUUCUUCCUGGAUUCGGGUGUCGAUAUAUUCGGUCGCGAGCGCCACGCCAAGCACCGUGACGACAUGAGUGGGGUUGGCAGCUUCAUGACGGACUGCAAAAGUCUGUUCAUUGGCGACGUCUAUCCUGACAACGCAGAGUACAACCCCGUGGAGAACCUGAAACAAGUGCUGACGGAGGAGUUCGGACGCUUCGGUCGAAUUGUGGAGCUGAAUAUCGUCCCCGCCAAAGGCAUCGCUUUCGUGACGUACGAGUCGCGAGUGAUAGCAGAGUUUGCGAAGGUGGCCAUGGCAAGUCAACCACUGGGUAACUACUCCACUGCUCUUAAUGUGAAAUGGGCCCAUGAUAUGAAGAAAGAAAAUCGUAAGAAGGGACACGAACGAGCGGCAUUCGAAGCUCGAGUGAAACAGCACGAAUCUCAGCUUGAGGUCUUCCAGGAGUACUUUUUGAAGAACAACUUCCACACCACUGGACCCUCAGCUGCAGAACAAGCCAAUGCUGAACGCGCUGUUCGUGAGCGUGAGAGACUGGACAAGCUUCACAGCAUCCUCCGUGGUGCGGAGGGUGCUGAUGAAGAUCGCUUCGAGGUGACGCUGUAG
Molecule: messenger RNA, 1491 nt
Organism: Babesia bigemina
Lineage: Eukaryota; Apicomplexa; Aconoidasida; Piroplasmida; Babesiidae
Exons: 1
Coding region: 1-1491 (496 amino acids)
Cellular component (GO): Prp19 complex; U2-type catalytic step 2 spliceosome; U2-type catalytic step 1 spliceosome
Molecular function (GO): U6 snRNA binding; pre-mRNA binding; metal ion binding
Source: RefSeq, a predicted model, not a curated record